Messenger RNA from Erpetoichthys calabaricus (reedfish), 3004 nucleotides. RefSeq names its product pterin-4-alpha-carbinolamine dehydratase 2-like. The transcript has 4 exons. Gene Ontology annotation, molecular function: 4-alpha-hydroxytetrahydrobiopterin dehydratase activity. Lineage: Eukaryota; Metazoa; Chordata; Cladistia; Polypteriformes; Polypteridae. Gene Ontology annotation, biological process: tetrahydrobiopterin biosynthetic process. Bases 68 to 478 code for a protein of 136 amino acids. The record is from RefSeq and is a predicted model, not a curated record.
AGUGAUUUUUGAGCAGGCGUUUGGACAGCCACCUGCAAGGGUCAGGGUCCUCUAGCGCUCGUAAACUAUGCUGUACCUGUUGGUCGCGCCGAAGAUCGUAACUAGCGGUUUGUGCUCAUCUUUUUUAAAGCACUGCGGGGCACACGCUACAAGAUAUUCUUCUAAAAUGGCUUCAGACUCUCAUUGGUUGUCUCCUGAUGACAGGGAACAGUUUCUUCUCGAACUGAAAGCUACAGGCUGGAGUGAAGUGGAAGACAGGGAUGCAAUUUAUAAGGAGUUUAUAUUUAAAAACUUUAACCAGGCAUUUGGGUUUAUGACUCGAGUGGCAUUACAGUCUGAAAAGAUGGAUCAUCAUCCCGAGUGGUUUAAUGUUUACAACAAGGUCCAAAUAACUUUGACUACUCAUGACUGUGGUGGAUUAUCGAAAAAAGAUGUAUCACUUGCCAAGUUUAUAAACAACAUUGUGCUGACAAUGUAGCUUUUAGAGGGACUAAAUAUGUAGUUCAUUAAGAAAAUGAUAAACUGAUUUGAUUUGCUUCCCAUACGUUUAAAUUUAUUAUAUGUAAUUAUUUGGUUUUAAAGAGUAAUAGGUAUACAAAAGGGCAGUACAUCAUAUUUGAACAUUGUGUUGAUUCUGUCAAUAUUUUGACAUAAUAACCAAAAUGAAUGGAUAACUUGGUUUGUGAUUUUGUGGUGAAUAUUUAUUUUAUAAUUGAAACUAUGUGCUAUCUUUUUCAUUUAAUAUAAAUAAAGUGAAUUAUUAUCAUUGGGAUGGAAAUACACAAAGACAAAACAGAAUCAUUGUGUAUGUUUAGAAGAAGUUGAAUAAUCAAAAAAUACAUUUUAUAUGGGUAUGUACAAACCCAGUUUUGCCUGUAUAUUCAGCAUUUACAUGGUACGAAGACUAAAGGACUUCAAUUCAAGACAUUAUGCUGCCCUCAAUAGACUGCACUUCUCUGACAGCAUUUACUGGUAAGACAGAUAUUGACAAUGUCAUGGACACAUGGAUGCGCACCCUGUCCUCCAUGCAGCUAUAGGCAUUUAAAAUGGGUAGCUGAAAAUGCAAGGACAGAAGACAUGUCCUAAGAUCUAAGGAUUCAUCCAAAUGAACCAGUAUGUUUGAUAAUUUUGGUUUAUAUUAAUUGCGGCACUUUGCAAGGGUGCUCUCUUUAUUAUGUUGGACCUAUAACUCUCAAUGUAGUAAAUUUAAUGUUUAGACCUGGUUGGUUAAAUUUCAAGAGUGAAAUAAAGAUUCUGUCUGUAAACAAUGUGACUUUAAAAACUGUUAGUUGUGGAGACAGUUGACCUGGGACAAACUACAGUCAGUGCAUUGUGAAAACUUCUUUAAGGAGAGGACCAAUUAAAAUGAUCAUUUUGCUGAAAACUGUGUUUUGCUCACCUCCCAGUCAGCCUCACUGGUUUUCAUUAGUGGAAUCUUGAGUCAUGGAAAACCACUGCAACAUGCUCACCUAGUGCUUUUGUUGACAGCUUAUGAACUUUGUAUUUUUGUGCAUUUUAGGGACUAUGUAUUACAUGGUCUCUUUCUGACAAAGAUUUGCUUGGUAAUUUUUGUCUUUUUGUUACUGGUUUUAACUUCCCAAUACUCCUGUUUUCUGAUCUGUUUUGAAAGAAUGUGAGAUCUAGCUAUUUUUAAAACUAAAUUUGCAGAUGUUUAAUUCCAGUCUGCAACAGGUAGAGCAGAAAAUGUAUCUUUAUUUUUCUGAGAGCACAGGUAAUGUGUUAAAUAACUAAAAGCAAUCACACUCAGUCAGUCAAUUUCUAAUCAUUCCUUUUUCCUAAAAUGGCCCAAUGUACAGUAUAUUCAAAUUUUAUGUGUUUAUAGUUACAAUAGUUUUGUGUUAGGCGUCACAUUUAUAAUAAAUAAUUUCAUCAAUAAGUCCCUUAUUGUUUCACUAUUAAACAGUAAUAAAAAUCAUAAAAUUCACAACUAAAUAGUAACUAGCCUGAAAAUAUUUCUUCUUGACUUUCUAAAAGUACAUUUAUUUGUACUUAUUUAAAUUUAUUUGUGGUAACUGGAUCCUUUUCAGCCAAAAAAGCAUUUCUGAGUUCAGGUACUGAUGUUGGACAAGAAGACCUGUCUUAUAGUCAGUGUUCACAUUCAUCCCAGAGGUGUUCAGUAGAGCCAAGGUCAGUGCUCUGUGCAGGCCACUCGAGUUCCACUACACCACACUCAUCAAACCAUGUCUUUAUGGACCUGGCUUUGUGCACUAGGGCAUAGGCAUGAUUUUACAGAAAAGAAUCUUCUCUCUCCAGUCUCAUGCCACAAACUUGGACCCUUCACUGGAACCAAGGGUAUAAAACUGAAACCCUGAAAACUGCCCCAGAACGUUAUCCCUCCUCCACCAAACAUUGCCAUCUGGACUGCAUAGUGCCUGUUGUGCUCUGCCAGGUGAACACUACGUGUUCCCACUUAUCCAGAGUCCAAUUUCAGUGUGCUUUACACUGCUUCAGUUGAUGCUUGCCAUUCCAAGUAGUGGUCUUAGGCUUGUAUGAAACUACCUAUUUCAUGAAGCUCCUGACACAUCGUUGUGUUGAUAUUGCAUUCACAGCUAGUUUGCAACUCGAAUGUGAGUGUUGCAACAACAGACAUGAGAUUUUUAUGAGCUAUGUGCAUCUACAGUCGGUGGUACUGCUCAGUGAAUUUGUGUGGUCUACCACUUUGUAACUGUGCUGUAGUUGCUGCUAAACACUUUUACAACACAAUAAUAGCACUUACAGUUGACCGGGACAGAUUUAGUCGAGCAGAUAUUUCACAUGCUGACUUGUGGCAAGGGUAGCAUCCUAUGACAGUGUCCCGUUUAAAAUCUCUGAGUUCUUCUGUAUGACUCAUUCUGCUGCCGAUGUUUGUCAGUUGAAAUUGCAUAGCUGUGUGUUGAUUUUAUUCACCUGUUAACUAUGGAACACUUGAACUCAAUUUGGAAGGAGUCCACAUACUUUUGCCAUAUAUUGCAUAUAAAAAGCUAAUAAAAAAUUGUUUAUCUGA